UUAUUAUCAAUUUAUCACUACUUCAACUAAAGUUAAGGAAAUCUUUAAUUUUUUUUUAUAAGUAAAUAAAGAAAUAAAUAAUAAUAAUAUGAAUGUUACAUGUAUCUCUGAUCUUAUAGAGCUGCUUGUAGGGGAUCAGAAUCUGUAAGCUUAAUUGUAUCAUUUUGUUUUUUUUAUUUUUAAUUUUCUACAAGAAUUGAAAUGAAACCCUUUUGAUCUUUCACAUGGCAAACAUCUAGGCUGUGCUCAAGAAACCAUUGCUCAUGAUUUAAGACCUGUUUGAUAACACUCAAUCUUGAUUCUGCGGAUGUCUAUGUGGCAACAAAACAAAAAGAGAGUAGAAUUCCGUUUGACAAAUCCGAUCUGAUUUCAUGUGCCCAGAGAAUAGACCAACUCCCAAUCCAAAUGCCCUCCAAAAUCAGUAUAGGCCUGUUCCGAAACAAGCGAAAGUUCGAACUUUCGAACAAGGACUUACGAAAUAAAGGUUUUUCCGUUAUUUUCGUUGAAGCUCGACUGCUCUACUUCUCCUCAAACCCUAAAAAAGGUUGAUUCCUAGCAAGUGCAUUUCAGAGUGUAGAAACAAUGGCUACUACUUCAAACAAUGACCGUGAGUCUACAAAAUGGACAAAAGAUGAAAUAGAUGCUUUUGUAAAAUGCAUGGUUGAGGAGGUGACGAAAGGGAACAAGACCACCAGUACUUUCAAUGAGGCAGGGUGGAACAAUAUUAGAACCCAGCUUGAGGCUGCUGUUGGGCAUCCAUUUAAAAUGUUAGAGCUCCAAAAUGAAAUGAACAAACUCAGAAUGGAUUAUAGCAGUUUCAAAAAACUGUUGGAAACAUCAGGCUUUGGCUGGAAUUCAGUGACUAGGACUUGCACAAUAGAGGAUGAUGGUGUCUGGGAAAGGCACAUUAAGGAAAACCCAAGCUGGUCAAGAUUGAUUAGAAAUGGACUACCCCAAUGGCCUGAGUUGCAGAUAAUAUAUGAUGAUUAUUAUGCAAGUGGGGCUGGAGGAGUUGGAAAUGCUCAGGAUUGCAACUUAGAUGAGGGGGAUGCAUUUGAUAGGGGUAUGAGUAAAUCUGAUGUGGGUAUGGAUGAAUCUGAUUCUGGGAAUGCUGACAAAGAUGGGGAUGCCCUUUCAGUUAUCCACGAUCACAACUUAGAUGAGGAUGAAUCUGAUAUGGGUAUGAGUGAAUCUGAUAUGGGUAUGGAUGAAUCUGAUGCUGGAAAUGCUGACGGUGAUGGGGAUGUCCUUUCAGUUACCCACCGAUUUGACAGGAUCCCAAAUGCCUCGAGGAAGAGGAGUAGGACUACAGAUCUCGCAGAGGCCAUGAGGGACAUGUGUGAUGUAUCUCAAGCCAGUAUGGAGUGGUACACCAAAUUCUCAGCUCUAUACCCUGGUUUUGGGAGUACAGACUACAGCUUGAGACAGUGUAUUCAAGUGUUGGAUGCUAUGCCAGAGAUUGGGAAGGAACUGUAUAUAAAGGCAGUAAUGAAGAUGGUGGGUAAUGAACAAUUGAGAGAGGCUUUCCUUUGUAUUCCUACAGAAAAGAAAAUUUGGCUUCUGGAGCGGCUGGAAUGAUAAGUUGUUUCUCUCUAGAGUAGUGGAUGGUUUCAUUUUAGUAUUGCUGAAAGAUAUAUAAGCACUGGUGUUGAAUUACUUGUUGGUAACUUGGAUGUUAGUUCUAUGAUGUUUAACUGUAUAUUUUUUUUUGCAGUAUUAUUUGGAUGGAUGGAUGGUUGGUAUACA
Macadamia integrifolia is the source of this 1746-nucleotide messenger RNA. RefSeq lists its product as uncharacterized. Bases 583 to 1578 code for a protein of 331 amino acids. NCBI's taxonomy places the organism in Eukaryota, Viridiplantae, Streptophyta, Magnoliopsida, Proteales, Proteaceae. The record is from RefSeq and is a predicted model, not a curated record. The transcript is spliced from 4 exons.